Molecule: messenger RNA, 808 nt
Organism: Anastrepha obliqua
Lineage: Eukaryota; Metazoa; Arthropoda; Insecta; Diptera; Tephritidae
Exons: 2
Coding region: 169-609 (146 amino acids)
Source: RefSeq, a predicted model, not a curated record
UGUGCCGAUCAGAGAUCCACUGAUCUAUACAAAAUAGCCAUCUCAAGGAUUGGCGAAGUAUGGCCUGGGUCUAAACUCGAGGUAAUUUCAAGGGAUGACAUCCCUAGUUUACCAAGAGCUAGGGCCUGGUUACCAGCGGAGCCAUCAGACCCUAAACAAAUCCUUGAGAUGCUUCGGGUAUGCAAUCCAGAGCUUCCUACAUCGUCUUGGAAGGUCACAAAGCUGGACGAUCCCAAGGGCGAGUACCGAAGCGCUACUUUCGUAGUCUGCAAGGACUCGGCGGACGCACUGGCGCGAUCGGACGGUGUAGUAAGCUAUGGGUUUUCGUCCAUAACUCUGAGGGUCUACAACAAGGACAAGGCGCCUAACUUAAAGGACCCGGUUGGAGCUGAGAUAGGCCCCACGGCGGAAUCUGGCUCCGGUCCUAACACUGCUACAGCGCUACGGAAGGCAUCUACUGACGGCAGUAUCUCUUCCUUGUUAGAUAGAGUACUUGAUACUACUCUCACUGAUGAGGAAGAGCUACUGGCGUCAGAUUCAGAUGAGCCCAACAAAACGGUGGUGGAGAGGAAGCCCAGUAACCAUGAUGUUACGGGUUCUUCAGAUUAACCUUCACCACUCAAAGGUUGCGUCCGCCAACCUCAUAAUCCACCUGGCCAAAGGUGGACAUCAUAUUGUCCUGAUUCAAGAACCAUGGGUAUCACAUGGACUUGUGUGCGGACUAAGGACUCAACAAUAUAAACUGAUGUAUGCUCGCAACAAAGCGACACCGAUCAAUUGACCAUUAGCCUGGAGUCGGGAAAUGAAC